GCCUUCGACCCGACCACUUCGCAAAAUGGUCCAAAUCUGAAACCGCAUUCAACCUCUAAUAAAGCUUUUACCUCCACCGAAGCUACUAUGAUCUCCCUUCACACAUUUCGCGCCACCUUUUCCCGCCGAUGCAUCGCCGCAACCUCUGGCGUCCGAACCUACGCUAGCCAGACGCCCGGCAAUCCCACGCUGGAGAUCUUCAAUCGCAAAACAAAGCACCUGCAGAAGGACCGGGCAGCUCGGAAUGUUGAAGAGAGCCGGAAAACGGAUUAUCUGAAAGAUGAAGUGGCGCUUCGCUUAUGCGAACGGUUACUGGAUAUCAAGCGCGACUUUCCCAAUGUUCUCGAUCUGGGUGCGAACAGCUGCAAUAUCGCGCGGGCAUUGACAACACCGAACCUCGACAUCGCAGUGCCCGAGGGUACGCCAUCACCACCACUGGCGGAACGGAUCUCCAAGCUGACAUGCGUGGACACAUCGCAUGCGCUGCUUCACCGAGAUGAGGAGCUGCCUUUCAAUAAAGAUAUCAACAUUCACCGUGAUGUGAUCCCCGACCUCGAGACACUGCCAUACCAGCCGAACACAUUCGAUGCGGUCCUGUCGUCACUAUCCAUGCACUGGAUCAACGACCUGCCUGCAUUGCUGGAGCAGGUUAACACUAUUCUCAAACCGGAUAGCCCCUUCAUUGCGGCAAUGUUUGGCGGCGAUACUCUUUUCGAGCUACGGGGAUCGCUGCAGCUUGCUGAUCUGGAGCGCCGCGGUGGUGUCUCUCCACACAUAUCACCGCUAGUUGACGUACGGGACGUCGGAAAUCUCCUGAACCGCGCAGGGUUCAAGAUGCUUACUGUCGAUGUCGAGGACAUUGUGGUAGAGUUCCCGGAUUCUUUCGCACUCAUGAAGGACCUACAGGCCAUGGGCGAGAGCAAUGCUAUCAUGCAUCGUGAGGCUGGGCCCUUGUCAAGGGAUGUCUUGCUGGCCAACGAAGCCAUUUACAGGGCGAUGUAUAUGGAGGACGAUGCUCCGGGUAUUCCGGCGACAUUCCGUAUGAUUUACAUGAUCGGAUGGAAGGAAGGCGGCAACCAGCCGCAGCCGCUCCAGCGCGGAAGCGGCGAGCUCAACCUGAAGGACAUUCUGGGUGGUGGUGAUUUCCAGAGACCAUGAGGGUGCCCUGGGAACGAAAGAAAACAAUUGGAAGGGGUCAACAUAAUGUCAUAGUAUAUCGAUUGUAAAACAACCACGCUGAAAGCAACACACAGAGGGAGAUUGUUCACAAAAGAAAUGUAUGAAAUACAAUCGUAGCCUCUACCAAGACAACAAAUAAAGGAAAUCCGCCCAGCUGCUUCCGUUUAGACCGUCCGACGGUCCGUCAUGACGCGGACAAUGGAACCGGUACCUGUCAACUCCACCAGCUUCUCGUGCCAGUUCAGCAACACGCUCAUCUGCUGGCUACUACCACCUUCGCCCUGGUUGCGGGCCUGAAUCUGAGAGAAACCGGUGGCUUGAGGAGAGACGUUCUUGCGAGGGGACUGGGCGCCGCUGCUGGGGCCGGGCGAGGACAUUCCCUUGUAGCUGAUUUUGAGUUAGCACAGAUUCGGGAGACCAUAAUGCAAAUGCUCCCAGUAACCAAACUUACAUGUACUUCAUCAGACAGUCCGCUCGCUCUGACCCGCCCUCGCCACUAGUGACACCCUCCAGCACGCGAGUCAUCUCAGCCUGUCGAAUACCCUGCAACACCUCGAUCACUGUAGCAAGAUGCACCUCCUUAGCGCGGUCGUCGCCGCCCAGCGGCGCAGUGUCCAGAACGUGGCGCAGCGCGCCCUCGGCAUCACCACCGCGCAGCAGUUGGCGAACCUGUGUAGCAACAUUGGCGGCAUCACUGGAGGUUUCUGGCUGAGGCAGCGUGGCAGGGAGGAGGGUCUCCAUGGGGAAGUUGACCGAUGACUCGGGGUCGAGCUGGUCGACGUUGAUGGUGCGGUAGUUGAUUUGCGACAUGAUGACAGUUGCGCUAUGGCUUUUGGUCGUAAAGUAGAAGUGUACUGAGAAGCAAUCGGCGAUAGGAGAGACCGUAAUCAAUUGGAGAUUCCUAGCUGUAGAGUCCGGCAGUAACUGGUCGUAGACUGUUUGGUAUGGCGGUGCGGUGGAUGGGAAGCGGGGAGAUCGGAGGUAAGGAAAGGUCCCUGGCGGCACGAGGAGACGAGAGAUACGGGAGGAGAGGAGGUGAGGUAUGUCCUGGCUAAUUGCAGGUGGCUAGAUGCUGCAGACUGCAAAGGUGUAAUUCCAAUUGUCGUGAACGAGUCAAUAAAGAGGGGGAUGGAUGGAGCUGCUGAGCAC
Penicillium brasilianum is the source of this 2328-nucleotide messenger RNA. The record is from the annotation of a GenBank genome assembly. Lineage: Eukaryota; Fungi; Ascomycota; Eurotiomycetes; Eurotiales; Aspergillaceae.